UAAUUGUCUAUUUUGAUGUCUUCAGGUUACCAGAGAGAACUUCUCUAUCAGAAGGAAGAUGGCUCUUUCGGUGCUUUUGGGGAUAAUGACCCUUCUGGGAGCACGUGGUUGUCAGCUUUUGUUUUGCAAUGUUUCCUUGAAGCUGAUCCUUACAUAGACAUUGAUCAGAACGUAUUACACAGAACAUACACUUGGCUCCAAGGAUGUCAAAAGUCGAGUGGUGAAUUUUGGGAACCUGGAAGAGUGAUCCACAGUGAACUUCAAGGUGGCAAUAAAAGUCCUGUAACCCUUACGGCUUCUAUUGUGACUUCUCUCCUGGGCUAUAAAAAGUAUCAGCCUAAUAUUGAUGUGCAGGAGUCUGUCAACUUUUUGGAGUCUGAAUUUGAUAGAGGAAUUUCAGACAAUUACACACUGGCUCUUGUAACUUAUGUGCUGUCAUCUGUGAGGAGCCCUAAAGCCAAGGAAGCUUUGAAUAUGCUGACGGGGAGAGCGGAACAAGAAGGAGGCAUGCAAUUCUGGGUGCCAUCAGUGUCCAAACUUUCUGAAUCCUGGCAGCCAAGCUCCCUGGAUAUUGAAGUUGUGGUGUAUGCACUGCUGUCACACUUCCAGCAGCAUCAGGCUGCCGAGGGAGUCCCGAUAAUGAGGUGGUUCAGCACAAAUAGCUUCAGAGGUUUUGCAUCUACCCAGGACACCAUUGUGGCCUUGAAGGCCCUGUCUGAAUCUGCAGCCCUAAUGAACACAGAAAGGACAAACCUCCAAGUGACUGUGAUGGGGCCCAGUUCGCCGAGUCCUGUAAAGUUUCUGAUUGACACACAGAACCGCUUUGUCCUCCAGACGGCAGAGCUUGCUGUGGUGCAGCCAAUGGCAGUUAAUAUUUCCGCAAGUGGUUUUGGAUUUGCUAUUUGUCAGCUUAAUAUUAUUUAUAAUGUGAAAGAGUCUGGAUCUUUUAGAGUCCGAAAAUCAAUCCAAGAUCAAGAAGCCUUUGAUUUAGAUGUUGCUAUAAAAGAUAAUGGAGAUGAUAUCAAUCACUUGGAUUUGAAUGUGUGCACAAGUGUUACCAAAAUUUGAAGUUGCUUUGGAGAUACCAUUAUAUUGUUCUUUAAAUGCUAAGAGUUUAAAUGGUACCAUCACAGCAAAGUAAGUAUCCUAUUUCUUUUU
Molecule: messenger RNA, 1158 nt
Organism: Vicugna pacos (alpaca)
Lineage: Eukaryota; Metazoa; Chordata; Mammalia; Artiodactyla; Camelidae
Source: RefSeq, a predicted model, not a curated record